UCCUUUUUAGCCUACAUGCUUCAGCCUACAUGUGGCGAUGAGCUGGAAUGUCUGGAGCGCUUUGGUGACAUCGGAGUCUGUCUGUCAGACUCAGACUAUCUCUGCAUAAAGGACGACGAAAUCUUGUCCGACUCCAUCUCUUGCAUCUCCUGUCAGACACCAAAUGUGAGCUCAGAUUUGCGACUUGAGCUUCGCUGAGAAAAGCUGUGUGGAAUUAUCGAUGACACGUCACCAGGUGAGUGAUCUGCCGACAGAAGAUGGUCCCGAGGAGCACGAUGAAAAGGAAAUACGUCGAGUUGGACUCAGUGGAUGUGAAAACAGACCGACGCUUCUGUGAGACAAACCAAAUGUCUGUGAUUGUUUCCGACAGCGGAGCUGGAGCUCCGUGCGCAACGGGACGCAAACCCGAGGGCGACACUAAGACAGAGAAUGGCACAGUUGGGAAACAUGGAGAUGGUGUUAAGCACCAGCACGCUGACCCGUCACCGCCACCGAUUCCUUUUUGUGCAAACGCAAAGUCGGAGCGUUUCCACGAGCAGCACGAGGUGUCCAACACGGAAAGCAGCGCAAGCCUGCAGCCGGACGUGGAUUUGCGCGCUAGUGAUAAUUAUCUCGGGGAGACAAGUGAGCAGGAUGAUUAUGAAGUGGACGAUGGUAUAAGUUUGGUGCUUUCUGAUGACUGCAUUCCGUGCGCCACGGAGGACGAAUCCCAUUAUAUUACCACGCACGAGAUCCAGCUCUCUGAACUUUCUGACCACGAGGAGGACUACGAACUCGGAGUGGGCUCUUCCACGAGCUGGGACGUUGAAGAAGACAACCGGGUUUACUCAUUUGCCGAUUACGCUUCUUUUGAUGCCGGGGGCGCGGCGGGCGCGAGGGGGCACGGCCGCCAGCCUGGCUCUCAGGGCGCAGCAGCAACAGUCAGCACUCUGCUGGAAAGUGAUCCGCGCGAAGCGGCCAAAUUCACCAGCUCAGAUGAGAGUGUGUCAAAGCCCGAGCAGCAACGCUGCAGUGGCAACAGUGGCGGACAGAUUCACCUGUCAAUCAGAACCACCUCUCGAGCUAUAAAUGACCCCAGCAACAUCCAAGAACAGGAAAAGAUUCUCUAUCAUGCCAGGCGCUCCGGAGAUGUGAGUCGCUAUGUGUUUAGGGGAGUUGAUGGGAAGGCAGAGACCUUGUGUGACACGGCGAAGUGUUUGGUAGCAGCGCCCGGGCGCGUACACUUUGGCGGCAAAUUAAGGGGGAAAGAAGUCCCCGAAUAUUCAAGCGGCACGUCCAGUGCUGUCAGCGAGCUGGACGACGCUGACAAGGAGGUGCGCACUCUGACAGCCAGAGCCUUCAAGAGCCUGGCGUAUCCUUACUUUGAUGCCAUUCAUUUCAGCACCUCCAGCGAGUCCUCUGCAUCAGAGCAUGCCGUGGGGAUAAACAGGUGGUCCACGUUUGUGGACCUGAAAUAUGGUAACAUGAAUGUGGACCAAAGUCUUGUGUCUCAUCAAAGCUCAGCGGCCUCGUUUCAAAUCGCCAAGAGCAUAGACAAAAGGGGUUAUAAGGGCAUCAUCAAAGCGCCCGCCAGCGAGACAUUACCUCCCCACAGCGCAGCGUCAUCUACAAAGAAAAUAGAGCUGAUGGGGAAAUUUGGUCAGGGCCACAGCGGCGUCAUAAGGCUGACAGAGACGCUGAAUUUUCGUUGCAACGUUAAAUCGGGAAUUCCUGCGGGAGAACCACGCACUAACUUUGCAGGAUCACGUUCCACGGAUGAAGUUACCAACGCAAGCCAGAGCAGGGGGGGCGGCAAGCCGCCCUCUAAAACCAUGGAAGACACGCACAAGAAGGCCGUGUUUGCUUCGAGUCUCAUCAAAAAUGUCAUUUCUAAGAAAAUGCAGUUCGAGCAGGAGCGCAAGAUGGAGAGAGGCGAAAUAAGCGAGCCGCAGCAGACGCCCUCUCCCAGCUUUCUGCGCCAGGAAAGCGACGACGUCAGAGCGAAGCACAACUCCAAGCUUUCCGACAGCAGCUCGGACUACAGCAUAAUGCGCGUGAAUGAGUUAGGGGACAUAGCGGAUGCCAAGAGCGACUCUCGGAAGCAACAAACUGGAGUUGAUACUAAAAAAGGCGCAGUGGACUCAUCCAGAAGCACGCUGCAUCGCAGCCAAAAUAGCGCGUUCAGAUGCUGGAAGGAUGACGAGCUAGAAUUUCAAAAGGAUCCUGAAAACGAUCAAACACCAGAGGACACGCUGGCCGAGGGGAGUCUGUACUCGGCGGGCAGCAGCAAACUGAAGAAAAUGGCUCAUUUAUUUGUGCCAAAUAUCCAAAUGCUGCCGAACGAAGGCGAAGCCACGCAGCAGAGCAGGAAUUAUUCUACGUGUGGACACGGACGUGGAGCCAAAGUACGCUCUGUCGCAGACUCUGCGACCACAUCCAAGUCUCCAGAACUUCAAAUUAACUUGAGGCGCGUCAAAGACGAUAGCACCGAGCCGUGCGCCGUCUCCAAACUGCGCGCUCCUAAUUUAGGCUGCAACAUCAUCCGAACAGAUCACGCCAAAUCCCACGCGCUUGCUACAGCUUUGAAGGGUGACUUUUCAGAUAAAGUUCCACAUUUCAUGGUCCGAGACAUUCGAGACAAUAAGGGGAAGCUGCAGACUCCCAUUUACCAAGUGAGAGACGUGCGUAAGCUGGUUAAAAGUUCGUAUCACUUCGUUUCUUUGGAUAACAACGAGAAUAAAGCCCACAGCGCCUCCGCUGACAGACAUCCAGAGCAAAACAAGCAAGUGCCCAAUCAAAGCUUCAAUACUGUGUCGCCUAUAGUGAUCAAGUGCCAGUCUGUGAACACGAGCAGUAACGGAAAACAAUGUGGAAACCUUCACGGGGCUAAACAGGAGUCACCUGACGUGGACAGAUCGUCUCCAGAGGGCGUCAAAAACGCAUCAAGGGCAACAGGGAGCGCAUCUCUAGGCCCCUCAAAUAAUGCCUCGCAGGGAAACACCGACCGAAGUGAAAGCAGAAUAUCUACAAAGAGGCAAGAAAAAGUAUCGGACAUCACUGAUAAAAAGCCCGAGUCACAGGUGCCAAACCAGGCGGCUCUGCAAAAACUGCAGGCUGCCGUGAAAACCAUGGAGCAGCUCUAUGUAUUUGAAAAGAACGAGUGGAAGAGGAAGAACGAGGCUCGGCCGCUGACAGACAGCCACCUGCUUUCACUGAUAGCGUGUGAGGAGCAUCCAGGACACGGAGAGGAGACUGCAUGGACGCCCAGCGCAGACAAGUCUGCCAGAAGAAACUCCCAGUCCAGCGCAGACAAGCCCCCAGCAGGACGAGCAGGUGACAGCCUGCUGAAGCAGGAGCAGAAAGACCCACUCAAACCCCGCCCCACAUCAGUGGGCUGUGAUGACAGGCCUAAGUCAGUGCAAGCCCCCAGCAGUGUCAAGGCCUCCAGAACUUCAAAGACAUCCCAACCGAACACCGUCACACAAACACCUUUCAGCACCAAAACCUUCGUCCCCAAACCGCCCGCAUCAUUCAGCAUCUGUGAGAGACGGUCAGCUGGGAACGAAGACGCCGACGUGAAGGAGGCCGACGGGUUUGCACACGAGUUUUCAACUGACAGUGAGAACUACCUCGCUAUUCCAGUCAAGUCUCAGCCCAGCAAAGGCAAACAGCCACCUGAUAAAGCGUCCGUCUACACGUUCACCCGGUCACAUCCAGCCACACCUUCAGGACACCUGGAACCUGGGCUCAGAGGGCACGAGGAGCACACAGCUAGUUACUCACCAGAGAUCCCCUCAGCUACUAUCUACCACUCUCUGCCACUCGGGAUGCCCGCCAAUCAGCCACAGGUCUACUGCUUCUCUCCAGCAAUCACCCCGGCUCCCACCCUGGACCCGUUCCAGGCCACCCAGAGGAAAAUGCUGCUGGAUCCCAGCACUGGCAACUACUACCUGGUAGACACACCAGUGCAGCCUGCCACCAAGCGUCUCUUUGAUCCAGAAACGGGUCAAUAUGUGGAUGUGCCUAUGCCACAGCCUCCCAUGACACCUGUGCCCAUGCCCAUCUCACCUUUAGCCCUCAGUUCUGGCAUUUACGGCCACACGUACAUGAUCUACCCGGGUCUCGUGCCGACGCCGUCAGUGAUACCUGCCAGGGCGCUGCUACAGUCGCAGAUGUCGGUGCAGGCAGAGGUGGACAGCAGCGAUAAAAGCUCCUCGCAGCAGACUGAGGGCAUGCACGUGGAGAGUCCUUUCUACAUGUCCACCGGAAAGUCUUCCCAGGUAGCCUCAGGUGUUCAGGCUGCUGCUAACAGGCCACAGCAGGGCCUCUCUAGCAUCAAGCAGCCUGUCAUCAGCAUCAGCUCCCAGCAGGGGCCCCGGAUCAUCGCCCCCCCCUCAUUUGACGGGACGACUAUGAGCUUCAUGGUGGAGCACCGAUGAACGGCAGGUCGUCUGGACAGGGCCGAGCUGUAAGCUGGACGGUGUGGACACACUCACACAGGAGCUGAAUGAGCCGAAUCAUGUGUAGAAACCAAACUGUGAGGUUGUGAAAUCGAUGAAUAGUUACUCUUGUCCAGCUGUUACACUUCCUGAACUUUGCAGAUGUGCGUGACAUGAAGUUAUGAGACGUUAUGUUCAAACUGAGGUUGCUGUUUGUGGUUGCACGUUGGAGUUUGUGCAGUGGGUCUGCUGGACAGUCCGUUUUCUUCUGUUGGAAACAUGACAGGUUACAGAGCUGGAGCUUUGCUGAGGGUUUUUCUGCUGACUGUUUUACUGUGACGUGUUUAGUGUCCUGUUACAGAUAUACAGCAGAAGCAUCAAACAUACGUUUCUACCCAAGCUGAUAAUAUUUUAUACUUUUGUACCUGACUCUCAGCUUUGCUGCUGCACUGUUAUCAGAAAAAGAGUCGAACAGUUUCCUCUCGUGCCUCACAAACACGACGUCUGUGUUUGUGUAUUUGUGGAGGAUAAACCACCUCUGAGUUCAUUCAGUCUUAAGAGUGGACACUGCUGUUUCUUAGAGCUCCAUGGUCCCGAUGCUACAGUGUUGCUGUCUUCUCCUGGGGAUUUGAUCAGAUUUGGUUCGUGUCAUGUUUCUGGUUGUGCAUGAUUUGUCUUUCUUUUUUUAAACUUUUGCAUAAAGUAGGAAAUGUUUUCUAUAAGUGUGAAAGCAUUUCUGCACAGCAGGGACUCUGCUGCCUCAGAGCAGAGUCUCUGCUGCGCACAGUAAAUGUUGAAGGUAGAUGAAGGUGGUGGACAGACGGGAGCGUGGGAAUAAAGAGGACCCGUGGAUGAAACGAUAAAUGUGCAAAAACAAUGAGGAUGACUGUAGCUGUGCACAGCUACAGUGUCAGGUUCACUUUUACUGUGAAAACCGAAUAAACAGGAAAACUCUGACUGACCCAGUUUAUAACAACUAACAGUGUCACAGUUAUGUUUCACGUGUUUAAAUGCUAUGUUUGCAAAGAUAAGAUGUUUACGUUGAUUAGUGGAUGCUAAAGGGGAAAGCGAGACGUGGAAUAAUUAAAGACAUGAAAACUAUUACAAA
Molecule: messenger RNA, 5526 nt
Organism: Maylandia zebra (zebra mbuna)
Lineage: Eukaryota; Metazoa; Chordata; Actinopteri; Cichliformes; Cichlidae
Gene: lg3h4orf54
Product: linkage group 3 C4orf54 homolog
Source: RefSeq, a predicted model, not a curated record